AUGUCGUUUAUGGGUGGCGCAGAGUGCUCGACCGCGGGAAACCCGCUCAGCCAGUUCCAGAAGCAUGUUCAAGAUGAUAAGACACUACAGCGCGAUCGCCUCGUCGGUCGCGGCCCCGGCGGUCAACUAAAUGGUUUUCGCAGCCAGAGCGCCAACGCUCCCCAAGAUGAGAUGAUGAACGGCUUUCUCAAUGCCGGGCCGAAUAUGCAGCAAGAGUUCCCCAUGCAGGGCCCUUCCAUGACCCCCGUCCAACACGCUCCCAUGCGCGCCAGCUCGACGUCACCGACGUGGGCGCACGAUUUCAACAGCCAGCCUGGCAUGGAGUCAGCUUUCAAGCCGCCCAGCAACGCCCAUUUCAGUGCCGAAGAGUUUGCCCGCUUCAACAUGAACGGCCAGGCCUCCUCGGCGCGGUCCAGCCCCAUGCAGGCCAACAUGUCGGGCAGCCAGAUGCAGCGGCCGAUGAUGAGCGGCGGCAUGGGUAUGGGUAUGGGCAUGGGCAUGGGAUACGGCAUGGGCGGGUCCAUGAUGCCCAUGUAUCAGCAGCAGCAGAUGCGCAACCAGCAACAGCAGCAACCGCAGGACGUCAAGGGUAAGGGCAAGCUCGUGGAGCUCGAUGAGAGCAAGUGGGAGGAGCAAUUUGCCCAGCUCGAGCUGGAGGACGCCGAAAAGGCCAAGGAGAAUGAGGAGGCGGGCGCCGCCGAGCGCGAGCUGGAUGAAAUGGACCGGGCGAUGCAGUCCGAAACUAAUGAGUUCGGUGACUUUGAAUCCCUUUGGCGAGGAAUACAAGCUGAGACGGCUGCUGCUAGGUCCUUGGUUCAAGACGAAUCACUAUUCGAUCAAUUCGACAACGACUGGACGAACGAUAUGAUGCCCGACCUGCAAGGCCUCGGAGACUGGGGCCGCUUCGGCGACCCCGUCGUCGAGAACUACAUGUUUGAGCAGGAAAACUUUUUCAGCAACGAGAAGAAUGCUUUCGAGGAGGGCGUCCGCGUCAUGAAGGAAGGCGGCAACCUGUCGCUGGCCGCGCUGGCCUUUGAGGCAGCCGUCCAGCAGAACCCCGAGCACGUCGAGGCCUGGGUGUACCUGGGCUCGGCGCAGGCGCAAAACGAAAAAGAGACGGCGGCGAUCCGCGCGCUGGAGCAGGCGCUGAAGCACGACCCCAACAACCUCGACGCACUCAUGGGCCUCGCCGUGUCCUACACCAACGAGGGCUACGACAGCACAGCGUACCGCACGCUCGAGCGCUGGCUGUCGGUCAAGUACCCGACGGUGCUCGACCCCAAGGACAUUCACCCGCCGGCGGACAUGGGCUUCACGGACCGGCAGAUUCUGCACGAAAAGGUGACGGACCUCUUUAUAAAAGCGGCGCAACUGAGCCCCGAUGGCGAGCACAUGGACCCGGACGUGCAGGUCGGCCUGGGCGUGCUAUUUUACGGCGCCGAGGAGUAUGACAAGGCUGUCGACUGCUUCCAGUCGGCGCUGCACUCAUCGGAGCUCGGCACCACCAACCAGCAGGAGCAGCUGCACCUGCUGUGGAACCGCCUCGGCGCGACGAGAGCCAACAGCGGCCGCUCCGAGGAGGCCAUUGCCGCGUAUGAGCAGGCGCUGUCGCUGUCGCCGAAUUUCGUGCGCGCGCGCUACAACCUGGGCGUGAGCUGCAUCAACAUUAGCUGCCACCAAGAGGCGGCGUGCCACUUUUUAGCGGCGCUCGAGAUGCACAAGUCGAUUGAAAAGUCGGGCCGCAGCAAGGCGUACGAGAUUCUGGGCGAGGGCAGCGCGGCGCAGGUCGAAGAGACGCUGGACCGCAUGUCGGCGCAGAAUAGGAGCAGCACGCUGUACGACACGCUGCGGCGCGUGUUUACGCAGAUGGGGCGGAGGGACCUGGCGGAGAAGACGGUGCCGGGCGUGGACCCGGACGUGUUUCGGGAUGAGUUUGACUUUUGA
Molecule: messenger RNA, 1944 nt
Organism: Beauveria bassiana ARSEF 2860
Lineage: Eukaryota; Fungi; Ascomycota; Sordariomycetes; Hypocreales; Cordycipitaceae
Product: tetratricopeptide-like protein
Exons: 2
Coding region: 1-1944 (647 amino acids)
Biological process (GO): protein import into peroxisome matrix, docking
Cellular component (GO): peroxisomal membrane; cytosol
Molecular function (GO): protein binding
Source: RefSeq, a predicted model, not a curated record